UGUAUUUAUCGCAUCAAAAUGUUUUAGAGAUGACUUAAGACUUGUGAUGUAGAUGAAUGUAACCACAACACUCACUUUCAGUAAAUUUUAUUGACUUACGAGUAUAAUAUGAAUAAUAAAACAUGUUGAAACGGUUUAAUAUUUGUCGUUUAGACAUUACAUAUCAAUAUAAAAGCUCUUUAUGUUUUCAAAUAGCGCAGCAGUGCAAAUAUUCUUCAAGCCGAAAAAGUGUUGUAAGUUAUUAGUAUUAGUAUUAGUAUUUACUAUUUAAUUAUUGAAGUAACUAACUUAACUUACUAAAAUAAGUGUUAAGACUGUUAACACUUAAGUCAAGUCGAAGUAAUUAAGUAUUAGGUGUAAUAAAUUGUAAUUUACACCAUAAUCAGUAAGUGACUAAGUUAAAGUAGUGUGUGUAAGUCUACCAGUACCAGUAAGUAGUAUCUCAGUCUCAAUGUCUAGCCUGUGCCUGUACUGGACUUGUACUGUUCAUAAUUUAUAAAAAAUAAAUCAUAUCAUAAAUGAAAUUAUUAUUAUUUAUAAUUUUUAUGCCUGCCUAGCCUAAGCUAACAGCUAAGCAAGCUUAAUUAAAUAAUUACUAAAAAUUACUAAUUAAUACUAAUAAAUUACUAAUAGUAUUUAUUUAUAAAUGAAAAUAAAUUAUAAAUUACUAAUGAAAUGAUGAUUCAAUUAUUAUUAUUUUAUUAUUAUUAUUUAUAACUAAAAUAUUUGUCCCUAGCAAGAUAGUAACCGAACAGAAAGCACUUGGCAAUACUUUCUACCAUCUAUUGCAAAGUCUCAACAUUGUUGUCAUGUCAUGUAAAGAACAAAUCAAAUUUUUCAUAUUGUCCGUAAAUUUUACAUACCCCGGUAGAAUAAUAUAACUAAACCAAAAUCUGGUUUUAAAAUUUGAUGUUUUGUAUCCUCAAAUCUCCACACAAAAAAUAACUAAAAAAAGAACAAAGUGCGACAAUAUUCCAACGCCAUGGCCUUGAUUGAAAUGUUUAAUUAGGAAAUAGUAACCAUAUCCUUGCAUAAAAGCAGAUAUGUUUUAUGCAAAAUCACUAUCAUGGUUUUUAAGAAUCCAGCAUUACGUCGUCACAUUAGCCCCUUCUUAUAAAAAAUAAUUAUUAAAAAUCAAGUUUUCCAUUGGAAAUUCCAAUGAUAAAUCAGUGAGAGCUAGGCCCAAAACUAAUGCCCUAAUUAGCUAAUUAAGAAAAAGUAGUGACAAUGUAAAAAAAACUAUCAAUAAUGUGACUUUUUGACCUAGUUUUUAUUCACCAAAAGUGGUGGCAUUCAACCUCGCAUCCACUGCUCCCCUAUUUAGUUUUGAUUUUGACGUCACCAAAUAAAUGUGUAGUGCCGAUUCUUUUUACCAACCCCAUCCUCCCUUGAUUGAGAAAAGGUUGUUUAAGUUUCAAAUACGCUUUAAAGAAUGCUAUCAGGUAAUGUAAUGUAAUUUCCAGAAUUUCUUUUCUGGGAGGGUUCCAACUUCCCUGAAUAAGGUGACAGCUUUCCCAGAUUUUUGUUAUUUUUCUUAGAUGUUUGCGAGACGUUAUUUAAUUGCAAGAUUGUGCACUUUAUGUGUGUAAUUUAAUAUUUUUAUCUUUUGAGGAUUGUACUUUUUAAAUUGUGCUGUGCUGUAAGAAUAUUGUUAGUAUCAUUAGUUUUGGUAUCAUUUUUCUUUGAACACUAGUUUUCAGCCCUUUGUUAAUUAUUGUUAAACACAUGAGCCAAAUCUUGAAACAGAUUAAAUUUGCAAAACUAUAUAAUGGUACGUAACAGGCUUCUUUCAUUGUGUUGUAAAUUAUAUACUUGGUAACAACAUGUUAGAAGAUUGAAAUGAUUUAUAUACUGAUAAUUACUGCUUGAUAACCUGAUAGAUAUGUAUCUUUCUUAGCCUCAGAAAUUAAAAAUAACCCCAAAACCACCUGACGGAUGCACCACUGACCUAAUAGGACCACCAGACACUGUAUCAAAUAUUAGACCUGUACAAUUUUAUGUGCCUCCAAAUGAAACAACUGCAGAGAAGAUGUUUCGACUAAGGCGAGCAGAAGUUUUGGAAUGGAACCAGUCAUUUUGGGCUCACCAUAAUUCAAAGUUUUUUAAGGUUAGCAUGUACUUGAUGAAUUUUCAUUUAUUUUAGCUAUUAAAUUUAUGUAACAUUGUGAGUCUGUUUGUGCUGCUGUUGGUAUAUUUGAAUCCAAGAAGGCAUUCCAUUCAAUACAAUUGCACACCGGAUAUGUAAAAAUAAAUUAUCACAUCUGCAUUAAAUGGACUUUGAAGAAUAUCUGAAGAAUUGAAAUAAGAAAAAUGUGUAACUUUGGAUAUGUUAUCAGAUGGAAAUGUAUUAUUUCAUGUAUUUAGUAAUACAUAUCUAUAAUUCUCUUUCCUAAAUAUAUCGACUCUUGUGUAUAGUAUAUUGAAUAAAAUAUUAUAUAAUUUUCAGAUGAUAUAAAGGAAAAUUGCUUUAUGUAUAUUGAUGAUAUUUUAGGAGAUUAUUUGUUGUUGUUUCUUUCUUCUGAAGAUUCUGAGCUUUCACUAACGGGUUCAUUAAUAUUGCAAUUAGUGCUUGCACUGCAUCUUAAAAAAAUUAAUUAUAUUCUUUAAGUAGUAAAUUACUCUGAAAUAAGGCCAGUAAAGGGGAUAAACUUGAGAAAGUAAAAUUUAGGAGAGGGUGGGGUAAAGACUGGAAAUGAGUGGGCAUUGCAAUGGGAGAAGGUAGAGGUGUUGAGAUAAUGAAGACUGGGAGAGAGAAGGCAGGGAGGAAAAUCAUCAAAUAUCACAGUUACAAUUGUGGGGAGGUGUAAAAAUCAUUUUUUAAUAUAAGUUUUUGUUUACAAAGAAAGAAUGUAAAAUUGAUUAACGUGAUUUAAUUAUAUCAGUGUUUUUAAACAACAACUAACAAAUUGAAUAAAAGGUUUCUAUUGUUUUAGAAUGGACCUCCAAGGAUUAUCUCUGAGUAAAAUAAUUCUAUUAAAAUUCUAAAUUACAUCAUCAGUUAUUUAACUUUUUUUUUUUAUUUAUAUUUUUUUUAGGAGAAAGAUCAGUACAUUCAAAGCCACCAAAGUAAAGAUGUAGAUGGCAAACCAAGUCUGUCACCAGAAGAGCUUUCUGUGUUCUACAGAUCUUUUCUAAAUGAGAACCGAGUAGCUCAUCUUAAUUAUAACAAGUAGAAUGGCUUGUUUGUUCUCUUUACUGAUCAAUGCUUAUAACGAUCCCUCUUUUUGUUUUGUUUCUUGGCUAUCACAUCUUGUUUCUGUCUUCUCACCUCCACCUCUUUCUGUCUUGUUUCUUGGUUAUCAAAUUUUGUAUUUCUUUUUGAAUUAUAAGUCAGUGUUAUGCUUCAAAGUAUAAUUUUUUUUUAUCUCCAACACUUAAUAAUUACUGCCCCUUAAUAAAUAUAUAUAUAUUAGAACUACUGUUGGUAAAUGCUUUUCUUAGACUCUCUAUCCAGCUGAUUCCCUUACAUGUACUGCUGUGUGCUAUACAAGUCUUUUGCUGGCAUUUUCACUUAUGUGACAUUUGCACUGCAGCAAUAAAUGCAUGGUCUGCUAUUUCAUUCAUGUUUAAAUAUUAAAUGAUUUCUUUAUGAGUAGGUGAAUGUUUUUUAAGAUAACAACAACAACAAAAUAUAGUAAUAGUAAACACUAUAUAGAAUUUAAUGUCAUUCAAACAAAAAUUAAUAUAUUUACUUCAUUUUUUUUUUUUUUUUUUUUUUUUUUUUAAACUUUAAUUAGCCUUUUUUUUUUUUAAUUUUCUUCUUUUUUUUUUUUUUUUUUUCUUUUUUUUUAUUUUGUAAACUGUAACUAGCCUUUAUUUAUUUUAAUUUUCUUCUUGUUUCAGAGAAUGGUACAAGAAGAAUAUUUCUAUGUUAUGGCCUGCUUUAAAAGUUGCUGUUAUACGCCUCAGGAGAAAGUUCAGAAAAAGUUCUUAAACAAAUAUUUUAGGUUGACAGUAUGCAUAUAUUUUUUAUUAUGUGAUUCCAUAUAGCAUGUGUCGAAAAAUUCAUUGUGAUUCACCCAUAAUUAAAUACUACUUUAGUGUGAGCCGUUAAGUCUUUCA
Lymnaea stagnalis (great pond snail) is the source of this 4062-nucleotide messenger RNA. NCBI's taxonomy places the organism in Eukaryota, Metazoa, Mollusca, Gastropoda, Lymnaeidae. The record is from the annotation of a GenBank genome assembly.